AUGUUUUUGGACAAUUUCGCUCCCGAGAUUCUCAAGGCGUAUUUUGAACAAAUCCAGCUGUGGAUCGAGAAACGUACUUGGCUUGGAAGAGCGUCGCUCUAUAAUAUUCUGUCUUUCUUUGAAGAGUGUGUUGGUAUUAAGAGCACGUGGUUGCUUCUCAAACCGCAUUCCGAGGUGCUGAUUUCCCACGUCGUGUUCCCAUUAUUGUGUCCUAGUGACGCUGAUUUAGAGACUUUCGAGGAGGAGCCUGAGGAGUACAUUCACGAGCGCAUUGACAUUUUUGAGGAGUCACCUACAGCCGAUGUGGCCGCCACUAAUUUCUUGCUGAAAUUGGUGCGAAAGAGACGGAAGACAGUUUUCACGCCUACCCUGCAGUUUAUUCAAACAGUGGUUGCAAGCCAUAUUGCCAACCAGGGAGAUUUGGAGCUCAGUCGUAAGAAGGAGGGUGCUCUGAGGAUGCUCGGAGCCAUCUCGUAUAUUGUGUUGAGCAAACAGAGUCCUAUUGUUGAUCAAAUGGAGUCUUUCUUGGUGCAGUAUGUGUUCCCAGAUUUCCACAGUGCUUAUGGAUUCUUACGAGCCCGUGCUUGCGAGUUCCUCAACAGAUAUGCUGAUACUGCAUUUUCCAACGAGGAGAAUGUGUCGGUCGCUUACCAGAGUGUUUUGAAGUGCAUGACUGACGAGCAUUUGCCAGUCCAAGUAGAGGCAGCUCUGGCAUUACAGCCUAUGAUCCGUCAUGAGAACGUGCGUGCUGCGUUGUCGACUCGAAUUCCAGAAGUCAUGCAACUUCUGCUCGAUUUGGCUAAUAAAAUCGAUAUUGAUGCAUUGUCGGGAGUCAUGGAGGAGUUUGUCGAGGUGUUUUCUGAACAACUAACGCCGUUUUCCGUUCAACUGGCUACUCAAUUGAGAGAUCAGUUCAUGAGAAUUGCCGGUGAAUUGCUUGAAAAGUACAAUGCUGGUCCUGAGGAUGUCAGUAACCUCGACGAUGUGGCCAGUGAGGAAAAGACCAUGGCUGCUUUGGGUAUCCUCAAUACCCUGACCAGUCUUUUGCUGGCUCUUGACAAUGCCAGUGACAUUGUUCUGAAACUCGAGGACGUUUUUAUGCCUAUUUUUGCUGCAGUUCUCGGUAAUGAACUGUCAGAAUUCUACAAUGAGAUCUGGAGUUUGGCUGAAAACAUUACUUUCACAAUCAAGACCAUUUCUCCCAACAUGUGGCAGGUUUACAAGCUUGUUCACAAGUCACUGCGUGAUUUCGGUUUUGAUUAUAUUGAAGACGCUCUGCCCUGUUUGAGCAACUACAUUCAGUACGGAGCUGAGGCACUGGUUGCCGAUGGCGAGAACUUGGGUCUUAUGUAUGAAGUUAUCGAGCAAGUCAUGGUCGACACCGAGUCGCUUGGAGCUACCGAUCGUACUGUUGCUUGUAACCUGACUAUUCGACUUCUGACGGCUGUCAGAGGACAGAUUGAUGCAUAUGUUCCUCGAUUCCUGGAGUUGGUGGUGUCCCGUUUACAAUCCAACGAGCCCGCAUUAAAGAACAUUGCUUAUAAGGUGCAUUUGCUGGAGGUUGUGAUUGCAUCUUUGUACUAUAAUGCCCAAGCAACACUUGUAUUCCUCGAGUCCAAGGGAUUUACCCAAGGUUUUUUCACCCUGUGGUUUGAAAGUAUGGAGAGUUUCUCGCGUGUCCAGGACAAGAAGGUGUCGAUUCUAGCUCUGUUGGCGAUUUUCGCUCUUCCUGAUGAGCAAAUUCCCGCUGCUAUUCAUGGCAACCUGUCUCAGUUGAGUAAAGGACUCGUUAGCAUUGUCGCCACGUUACCAGCAGCUGUGGAAAAUAAAGAGAAACUUGCUAAGGAAUAUGAUUCCAUAGACGCAUAUGAUGAUUUCUCUGACGGUGCAUAUGAGGACGAAGAGUGGGGUGGUGACGACGACGAGCUUGCACAGGGUCAUGAGGAUGCCGAUGGUAAUGUUGACGAUGUCGAGGAUGCUGAAUAUGUCAGCUACCUUGAAUCUGAACUCGCUGCUAAACACGAUGACUCGGAUUUCUUUGAAAAGGGCAACGAGCUGGAAGAGGAGCUGUUUGAAGAAACCCCUCUUGAUCCCGUAAACGCAUAUGUCGCAUUCCGCGACACUCUUUUGGCACUCAACCAGAACAACCAACCACGCUACCAACUGCUCACCAACGAAUACAACGAGCAAGACAAGGCUGUUGUUGACAAGACCUUUGAACUUGCCAGCAGAACUGAGAACAAGCUCAACCAGCAACCCAAACAUUAG
Messenger RNA from Sugiyamaella lignohabitans, 2268 nucleotides. It is a transcript of the gene NMD5, whose product is annotated as Nmd5p. The record is from RefSeq and is a predicted model, not a curated record. Lineage: Eukaryota; Fungi; Ascomycota; Dipodascomycetes; Dipodascales; Trichomonascaceae. Gene Ontology annotation, cellular component: nuclear envelope; cytosol. The transcript has a single exon. Gene Ontology annotation, biological process: protein import into nucleus. The coding region runs from base 1 to 2268 and encodes 755 amino acids.